Messenger RNA from Aedes aegypti (yellow fever mosquito), 1938 nucleotides. RefSeq names its product zinc finger protein 426. Gene Ontology annotation, cellular component: nucleus. The coding region runs from base 156 to 1511 and encodes 451 amino acids. The transcript has 6 exons. NCBI's taxonomy places the organism in Eukaryota, Metazoa, Arthropoda, Insecta, Diptera, Culicidae. Gene Ontology annotation, biological process: regulation of transcription by RNA polymerase II. The record is from RefSeq and is a predicted model, not a curated record. Gene Ontology annotation, molecular function: DNA-binding transcription factor activity, RNA polymerase II-specific; RNA polymerase II transcription regulatory region sequence-specific DNA binding.
CGUCCGGCUCGGGCGACAAAACAUUGCAAUCACUUCCUCUUUUCAAGUCGUCAACUUCCUCUCGUGCUGGUGAUCAAAAUCCGAAAAGAAAUUCUAAACUUAAGCCCAAAGUGUAUCGAAAUAAGUUAAUUUUGAGCACAACGUUUCGGAUCACGAUGGAUUCCGAGCUGUCAUAUCUUGAUCCUGCAUCCUACGAACCCGUAUUCAUAUGCAACAUUUGCAACACUGUUCUGACGGAACCUGUCUGCCGUAAUGAUCACAUCACAGAUAACAGUAUCAAUCAUUUGGAAAUCGAUUUUGAAAAUCUGAUCACAUCGACUGUGGUAAGCAACAUUGGUGUGCAGCUUUAUUCGAUGGAUGAUAAGCCAUCUGAUCCGGAGUUGGAGACACAGAAUAAAGUGUGCGCAGUGAUACCGCCUCCGACAAGGACACAAGAUCCUUUCGACUAUUUAUGCCCUCAAUGCGGAAAGGUAUCAGCUGACGAGAAAUGCAAAAAGAGCCACGAAUUUGAAGUAAUGAAAGAUAUUUGUAGCACAUGUGGUAUUGAAUGCAAUUCAAUCGAAACAUUGAUGCAGCAUCGCAUAAAUUGCAUUGCAAUGGGCGAACAUCUCGUCAAAACUACCAAUUUGAACUCGGUAUCGCCACUAAACGUAGCAGAAGCCGUAUAUGACGUCGCGGAAUCGACUGAUCUAAACUUGCCCACACAUUUUGCCAACAUGGCGCAAAAAGGUACACUUCGACAGUAUCAAGUGAUGCCAUCCAUUGUUGACGAAAAGAACUCAGUUAUGGAUAUGAUGGACACUGGGUUGGCGGAUUUUAGUAUGCCAUUGACGGACGACAUGGAUGGCGUUUUUGAAUGGGACGAGACGAUGUCCUUGGCGGUUCUGGAUUUCGAAAACGGUGCUGAUGAAAUGCCUGUGUUUGAAGAUUUUUCAAAACCAGAGCUGGAAAUGAUGGAAGCAUCCAAACCGGACAAACAAAGUCCGCCAGUCAUCGAAACCAAAUCGAAAAUACAAGCAGCAGAGGAAAAGAGACAACUUCUUCUCUGCAAAAGAUGUCAGAUGGAAUUUCCGGACAUGGAUACUUUUCUUCCUCAUCAUUUAUCGCAUGGAACAUCUGCAAGUUUCGAUUGUCAGUUUUGCUUGCGCCAUUACACCAGGCUGUAUUGGUUCCGAACCCAUAUGGAGACCCAUGCGGAUCUAUUGCCCAUCGUGUGUAAGUUUUGUGAUGACUACUUCCUUUCUACAAAGCUGCACGUCGAACAUCUGCAAUCAGUGCAUCAAGUUGAUCAUGACGGAGAGGAUAAAAUUCUGAAGUCGUUGGAAUACAUUCAGAAAAACCCAUAUCUGUGCAUGCGUUGUGGAAGGUGGUUCAAGUCGAAGAAACAUCUCGAAGCGCAUCAAAAGACGCACGACAUGGUCAAAGGAAGAACGGUUCCCGUUGAUGAACCGAUUCGAGCAGACGAGAAUACGCCAACAUCAUCAGACCACUCUCCGGCAACUAUCCAUUGACGAAGUUCGGCAACACUUACUGUCGCAUUCUGAAAACCGUCCUUUCAAAUGUGAGGUAUGCAACGAGCGUUUUUCUUCGACUGCACAACUGCAACAACAUAACUGCAAGCAAUCAAAGUCCACCGAAAUCAACAGUUAUAAGUGCAAGGAUUGCGAUAAAGUUUUCUCCCAUGCUGCCGGCUUGGCUUUUCAUAUCAGGACACACGAGCAACAGUUGGAGGCUUUUUCGUGUGAUAAAUGUCCGGAGAAAUUUAAAGUGAUGAGUUCGUAUCUUUUGCAUCGUAUAAAAAAUCACUGAGAGAUAGAUGGGGAAAUCUAUAUCGUAGAUUAUUACUGUUCAAUGUUGAUGUCGCUUUUAAUGAAGUGAUUAUUUUUUAUAAACUCAUGUACAUUUGUUUUCAAUAUGAAUAAAAUUGGGUUCAUAUAA